Linum trigynum is the source of this 1776-nucleotide messenger RNA. The record is from the annotation of a GenBank genome assembly. Lineage: Eukaryota; Viridiplantae; Streptophyta; Magnoliopsida; Malpighiales; Linaceae.
GCUUCCUCCAUUCAUUCUCUCUGACCUUCAAUUCUGCAAUUCGCCGCGAAUCGGUCCUUUCUCAUCGGCGAGACGAGACGAGACGUUCCUGUCUUCCUCCUGAAACUAGCGGACGCUUCGCCGGAAUCACUAGCGUCGUACAAGAAGGAACAACCAGUGAUAUCAACGGUGAGCGCUUGGCUUACUUUCCCUCCCUUUUAUGUUCUUUAACGAGUAGGAAGAGAAUCGAUAAAAUUAGGGUUUGUGGCUGUUUCGCUUAGGCACUUCAAAUUUCUUUCCUUUGUCUUCAUGUUAUUCAGUAAUUAGUGAUCAUGAGUACUAUUAGUAGGAGAAUGGUUAGGAAUUUGAUUAAGCAUUAAUUUGGUGCAGCAAAGGGAUCUGGCUGGCUAGGAUGAGGGGUGCAGACAGAAUCAGUGGGUUGCCAGGCAGUGUUAUGGAUCACAUUCUGACGUUCUUGCCGCUACGAGAAGCAGCGAGGACGAGUGUUCUGUCGAGGGAGUGGAGGAACAGAUGGGUAGACAUGCCCGCCCUUGCUUUAGAUGACAAGUUUGGUAAGGUAGUGGAACCAGUCUCUGGGGGUGCUUCGCCUGAACUAGCAUCAGCUGCGAACUGCAAACUUAUGUUGGAUGUUUUCGAGGUUCUGUCGCGCCAUCGUGGUCACUUAAAGGAGUUCUCCCUCUCGAUUCCUGGAUUAAGAAGCUCGUUUCGCGACCAUCAGAUUGACACAAUCAUCAACUUUCUAGACAGGCAACACGUUGAAUCGCUGGCCAUUGGGAUCAAAGACUACGUGCUGCCGAGGCUUGUUUACUCCUUCACCCGACUCAGGAAGUUGAAUCUGUGUGGUUGCAAGCUCACAUCCUCCAACGUUGCGUUUGACAGCGCUGCGUUUGACAGCGCUGUGUUUGCUGAGCUCGACGUUCUCGAGCUUAGAGAUUUAGCAGUACCACAAGUUGGUGAAGCUUGUUUCAGCUUUAACUGCCCAUUGCUUUCUGCAUUGACCAUGGAAGGUUGCGGCCAUCGUACCAACAAGAUUAUUAUUGUCAUUGAGGCUCCUAGACUCGAAUAUUUCCGUCUAGUGGGGAGCUUUAGCUUGCUGGAGUUCAAGCAUACUCCACUUCUCAAAACUGUAGACAUUCAUCGAGAUUUCAGCAUCAAUAUACAGGACAAAGGGUACUCAAACUUACUGAAUUUUACAGCCGGUCUUCCAGCAGUGGAGCAUUUAUCCAUCUCUGGUCAUAUCUACAACUACUUGAAGAUCGGAUCCAAAUAUGCAGCUAAGUGUUCCUGGUGGCAGCGUCUCCUUAACCUUAAGAAUCUCAGACUGAAUGCAGUGUCUCUCGGCUCAUCAGCUACAGCCUAUGUGUGGUGUGCUUUUAGCUUGAUGAACAUUUCCGCUGGCUUGACUGAACUAACCAUCGACAUUGCGAAGCAACAAGAAUCUGAUCCAGCAGAACAGAUUGUAAAGGUAAUAAGCAUGAGUAGGGGUAUGUACUCGAAACUUAAGCGAGUGAAGGUGAAUCAGUUCUGCGGUACAAGGUUGGAAAUGGCUUUCAUACAAAGGUUAUUGACUGUAUCACCGGCACUUGAUAAGAUGGAAAUCGAGCUUUCGGACCGCUGUGGAGAUGAAGAUCAACGGUCCGUUUUCAAAAAGCUGUUGGAAUUAACACGAGCCUCGACAACCGCCCAAAUCUGGAUCAAGUAACUUUGUAGCCAUGGCCAGUAAGCUGCCAAUGUGUAUGCCUACUUGUCUAUCAAACGUUCGUAGAACAUUGGAUG